GUCACGCCCUCCACACUCGACUCGCAGUCUUGAGUCGCCGGGCAGACGGAGGAGCAGUCGACCCCCUCGCGAUGCUCUCUCGCCUCUCUCUCCUCUCAGCGGCUGUAAAGCCUGCUGCAGCUGCCAGGGUCUGUGUGGUCGCUGUGCCCCGUAAUCUGCUGCACACGAGCAGCCAGAGCCAUGCUCCUGUGCCCCGGCUGCCUGAAACUGGCGGGAAGGUCCGCCAUGGCUUCGUCCCCGAGGAGUUAUUCCAGUUCCUCUACCCCAAGAUCGGCGUCACAGGUCCGUACACCUUGGGUCUCGGGCUGCUGACCUACCUGCUCUCCAAGGAGCUGUACGUCAUCAACCACGAGACCUUUGCCGGCCUCAGCAUGGCGGCAAUCCUCGUCUACAUCGUCAAGAAAUACGGGAAAGACGUUGCCGCCUACGCAGACAAACUGAAUGACGAAUUGAUUGAGAGUGUAAACUCGGUGAGGGAUGUAACCAUCAACAACCUGACGAAGGCCAUCGAGAGCGAGAAGAAAGAGCAGUGGUGCGUGGAGGGGAGGAACAUGCUCUUCGACGCCAAGAAGAACAACGUGGCCCUGCUGCUGGAGACGAACAUGCGCGAGCGCCUGCACCACGUGGUGAGGGAGGUGAAGAGACGCCUGGACUACCAGCUGGCGUUGCAGCACAUGCAGCGACGCACCGAGCAAGAACACAUGAUCACCUGGGUGGAGCGCGGCGUCAUGGGCAGCAUCACGCCCCAGCAGGAUAAGGAGACCAUUGCGAAGUGCAUCUCUGACCUCAAGAUUCUGUCCAAGACCGCACAGGCGCGAGCUUGAGCCACACGGCGCUACCCUAGUGGUGCCAAACCUCCCAAUUCUGAACGCGGUUUCUGGAGUCCCCAAUAGAAAAAAGUUGUAUUUCUCAGCAGUGUCUGCUCAAUAAAAACUAUUAAACUCCUCCA
Molecule: messenger RNA, 949 nt
Organism: Lethenteron reissneri (Far Eastern brook lamprey)
Lineage: Eukaryota; Metazoa; Chordata; Hyperoartia; Petromyzontiformes; Petromyzontidae
Gene: ATP5PB
Product: ATP synthase peripheral stalk-membrane subunit b
Biological process (GO): proton motive force-driven ATP synthesis
Molecular function (GO): proton-transporting ATP synthase activity, rotational mechanism
Source: RefSeq, a predicted model, not a curated record